ACUGGGCUCGCAGAGACCAGGUGCCUCACCACGCCCUCGCUGGCUGCAAAUCGUGGCCUGGCUGACGGCGCGCCAGUCAGGGCGGAUCCGAACCACCCGCAUUAUUUUCGUCAGCCAAACGUCACCCGGACUCACCGCUUCGCCAUCCAGCUGGCGCGUGCUCCUGGCAGAGGACAACCGCGCCCACAUUCACCCCUCGUCGCGCCAUAUUGACACGUUUGUUACUAUGGGGGCCGCACGCAUCUAAAAUCCUGUCACCGUCUCACCUCUAGCCCCAGCCGGCGUCCUCCUUGUUCUCGCCUUGCUAUCCUCGCCCUCGCCGACUAUGACCACACCGCCCGUUCGGAGCGCCAUCGCGACGAGCAGCCGCAUCUCGGGGGCAAGACGGGUCAUUACGUCCUUGAGCCGUCCGAGUCCCGUCGUGCUACGAUGUAAUAUUCUAGAUAGGCACAGGAUGGCCAGCACUGCCAGCGGGCGCAGAAAAGAGCGCGUUGUUAUUCUCGGGUCCGGGUGGGCUGGCUACGGGUUCGCGCGCAGCCUGGACCCCAACAAGUUCGAGCGCGUCAUGAUCUCGCCGCGCUCCUACUUCGUCUUCACGCCUCUGCUCGCGGGGACGGCGGUGGGCACGCUCGAGUUCCGCACCGUCCUCGAGCCUGUGAGGCGCCUCGGCCUCGACCGCUUCCACCAGGGCUGGGCCGACGACAUCGACUUCGCGCGCAAGACGAUCCGCGUCGAGGCGAACACGUCCGACGACCUGGCGUCGAAGACGCAGGCCGCCAUGGCGCACCGCCCGGACGGCGACGGCGGCACGCGGCGGGGAGCCAUGUUCGACGUCGAGUACGACAAGCUGGUCAUCGCCAUCGGGUCCUACAGCCAGACGUUUGGCAUCGAGGGCGUGCGCGAGCACGCCAACUUCCUGCGCGACGUCGGCGAUGCCCGCCGCAUCCGUAUGAAGGUGCUGCAGAGCUUCGAGAAGGCCGCGCUGCCCGUGACGACGGACGAGGAGCGCGCCAAGCUGUUGCACUUCGCCAUCGUCGGGGGCGGGCCGACGGGCAUCGAGUUCGCCGCCGAGCUACACGACCUAAUCCGCGACGACCUUAAGAGCACGUACCCGGAGCUAAUGCAUUUCGUCCGCAUCACCGUCUACGACGUCGCGCCCAAGGUGCUCCCCAUGUUCGACAAGAAGCUGGCCGAUUACGCCAUGGACCGCUUCCGGCGCGAGGGCAUCUCCGUCAAGACCGAGCACCACCUCACGCGCGUCCGGCCCGACGAGCACACCGAGGGCUGCCUCAAACUCAGGAUCCGGGAGUACGGCGAUGAAGAGGUAAGCGCCGGCAUCGUGGUGUGGAGCACCGGCCUGAUGCAGAACCCGCUCCUCCAGAAGCUCGGGACCAAGGCCUUCGCGCUGCCCGGCUCGGAGGACGGCACCGCCGAGAUGCAGCUGCUGAGGGACGCGAAGACGGGCAGCAUCGCCACGGACGCGUACCUCCGCGCGAAGGUGGCGCCGCGAGGCGCGACCGCGGCGUCUUCUGGAGCGGUGCCGCUGCCCGACGUGUACAGCAUAGGGGACUGCGCGGCGGUGGCGGGCCUGGGGCUGCCAGCGACGGCGCAGGUGGCGAGCCAGCAGGCGGCGCACCUCGCGCGGCAGCUGAACCGGAGCGCGAGUGUGAACGCGGGCGCGGAUGUGGGCGCGAAGCCGUUCCGCUUCCGCAACUGGGGCACGAUGACGUAUCUCGGCGGCUGGAAGGCGAUCCACCAGAGCAGCGCCGACGAGCUGACCGGCUGGGCUGCCUGGGUCCUGUGGCGCACUGCCUACCUCACGCGCAGCAUGAGCAUCCGCAACAAGAUCUCAGUACCCUUCUACUGGGCCAUCUCGUGGAUCUUCGGCAGGGAUAUUUCGAGAUUUUGAGCUGGGAAGCGCGCCAACGCUAUGAUGGCGGGGGAGAGAAUUUGAGGGGAAGAAGAAGCCUCAACGUCUUCCUCGUUUGGCUCCAGGGCGGUGGGAGAGCGAUGGCGGUGCAUCGGUUGUACGAUAUCCCACGGAC
Molecule: messenger RNA, 2045 nt
Organism: Durotheca rogersii
Lineage: Eukaryota; Fungi; Ascomycota; Sordariomycetes; Xylariales; Xylariaceae
Product: FAD/NAD(P)-binding domain-containing protein
Exons: 1
Coding region: 326-1909 (527 amino acids)
Molecular function (GO): NADH dehydrogenase activity
Source: RefSeq, a predicted model, not a curated record